Molecule: messenger RNA, 3828 nt
Organism: Propithecus coquereli (Coquerel's sifaka)
Lineage: Eukaryota; Metazoa; Chordata; Mammalia; Primates; Indriidae
Gene: TGM2
Product: transglutaminase 2
Exons: 13
Coding region: 105-2174 (689 amino acids)
Biological process (GO): peptide cross-linking
Molecular function (GO): protein-glutamine gamma-glutamyltransferase activity
Source: RefSeq, a predicted model, not a curated record
UAACGCCGCUCUCAGCCGCUGCAGUGACCGCUGCUAGUGGUCUGCACUUGGAGGAGGGUCCUGCCGCCAGUCGAAGGAGCCACAGCCACUGCCCCUGCCUGACCAUGGACGAGGAGCUGAUCCUGGAGAGGUGCGAUCUGGAGCUGGAGGCCAAUGGCCGCGACCACCACACCGCUGACCUGUGCCAGGAGAGGCUGGUGGUGCGGCGGGGCCAGCCCUUCCGGCUGACACUGCACUUCGAGGACCGCAACUACGAGGCCAGAGUGGACACUCUCACCUUCACUGCCGAGAAUGGUCCAGACCCCAGAGGGGAGGCCGGGACCAGGGCCCGCUUCCGGCUGAAGAAUGCGGUGGAGGGGGCUGGCUGGACGGCCGCCGUGGUGGACCAGGAGGACAGUGCCCUCUCGCUGCAGCUCAGCACCCCGGCCAACGCCCCCAUCGGCCUGUACCGCCUCAGCCUGGAGAUCUCCAGCGGCAUCCAGGGCUCCGGCUUUGUGUUGGGCCACUUCAUCCUGCUCUUCAAUGCCUGGUGCCCAGAGGAUGCUGUGUACCUGGAGUCGGACGAGGAGCGGCAGGAGUACGUCCUCACCCAGCAGGGCUUCAUCUACCAGGGCUCUCGCUGGUUCAUCAACAGCAUACCUUGGAACUUUGGACAGUUUGAAGACGGGAUCCUGGACAUCUGCCUGGCGCUCUUGGAUGUCAACCCGAAGUGCCUGCAGAAUGCGGCCCAGGACUGCUCCAGCCGCAGCAGCCCCGUCUAUGUGGGCCGGGUGGUGAGCGCCAUGGUCAACUGCAACGAUGACCAGGGCAUACUGCUGGGACGCUGGGACAAUGACUAUAAGGAUGGCAUCAGCCCCACGUCCUGGCUCGGCAGCGUGGACAUCCUGCGGCGCUGGAAGAACUCCGGCUACAACCCCGUCAAGUAUGGCCAGUGCUGGGUCUUCGCCGCCGUGGCCUGCACAGUGCUGCGGUGCCUCGGUGUCCCCACCCGAGUCGUGACCAACUAUAACUCAGCCCACGACCAGAACAGCAACCUUCUCAUCGAGUACUACCGCAAUGAGUUCGGGGAGAUCCAGGGUAACGGGAACGAGAUGAUCUGGAACUACCACUGCUGGGUGGAGUCGUGGAUGACCAGACCGGACCUGGAGCCGGGCUAUGAGGGCUGGCAGGCCCUGGACCCAACGCCCCAGGAGAAGAGCGAAGGGACAUACUGCUGUGGCCCGGUUUCGGUUCGCGCCAUCAAGGAGGGCGACCUGAAGACCAAGUACGACGCACCUUUUGUCUUCGCUGAGGUCAACGCGGAAGUGGUGGACUGGAUCCUUCAGGAAGACGGGACCAUGCACAAAUCCAUCAACCGUUCCACGAUCGUGGGGCAGAAUAUCAGUACCAAGAGUCUGGGCAGCGACGAGCGGGAGGACAUCACCCUUAACUACAAAUACCCAGAGGGGUCCCCAGAAGAGAGGAGAGUCUUGACAAGGGCCAACCACAUGAACAAACUGGAGGAGAAGGAGAAGGAGGAGACAGGGAUGGCCAUGCGGAUCCGCGUGACCCAGAGGACGAACAUGGGCAGCGACUUUGACGUCUUUGCCCGUGUCACCAACAACACUUCCAAGGGCCACACCUGCCGCCUCCGGCUCCGUGCCCGCACUGUCAGCUACAACGGGAUCAUGGGACCCGAGUGUGCCACCAAAGACCUACUCAAUCUCACCCUGGACCCCUUCUCUGAGGAGGACAUUCCCUUCCGCAUCCUCUACAAGAAUUACGCUGACUGGCUGAUGGGGUCGAACCUCAUCAAGGUGCGGGGCCUCCUCGUGGACCCACAGAGCAACAGCUACCUGCUGGCCGAGAGGGACCUCUACCUGGAGAACCCAGAAAUCAAGAUCCGGGUCCUGGGAGAGCCCAAGCAGAACCGCAGGCUGGUGGCUGAGGUGUCCCUGCGGAACCCGCUCACGGAGCCCCUGCUGGACUGCGCCUUCACCGUGGAGGGGGCCGGCCUGCUCCAGACGCAGAAGAUCAUACUGCUCUCAGAACCCGUGGGGCCGGGGGAGGAAGUCAAGGUGAGAAUAGACCUGCUGCCGCUCCAGAUGGGCCGCCGCAAGCUGGUGGUGAACUUCGAGUGCGACAAGCUGAAGUCCGUGAAGGGCUACCGGAACAUCAUCAUCGGCCCCCGCUAAGGGACCCUGUGUCCAGCCUCAGCUCAGCCUGCUGGGAGCCCCCAACUUGACCCAAUCUUUAUCCCAAGCUAAUGAGCAAAAUUUGUCCCUUCUUGGGCCCCGGACCCCAGGGCAGGGCGGGCUGCCUGUGGGGGCUCUUUGGCAUGGAAUGUACUUCUGGACCUUCUUGGCCCCUGAGCCUGGUUCCCCACCAACCCCUUUGUUGUGAGGAAUGUUCUGGGCCACCACACUGGGAGCCCUGACCUUGACUGACUGGGGCUGGGGUGAGUGAAGAGGGACGCACAGCCCCCUACCCAGCCCCGGUGCUGUUUGGAAGCCGUUGACGCCACGACGCCGUUUGAUCCACUCCAUAGCCCUUUGGAGCAGGCAAAAAGGGGCCAGUGUGCCCGUGGGCUGGAUGGGGGAAUUCGGCUAGACUGUGUCCUGUACCCCUCCCCCUGACUGCGCCCAGGCCCAGGGGCCCUUGGGAGAGCCAGAGCCAGGUGGGCACACCCCAGCAGCCCUGGCCCAGCGGUCCCCCACCCAUCUCACCAUUGUGAGGCACUUACUACGUGCCAGGCGCCUCCUGCGCUCUCUGGCGCUCGCAGGGCUGCCACCCACUUAAUCGCCACGGGAAUCUCCAGGGUGGGAGCUGCUUUCUGGAUGAGGAAACCAAGGCUCGGGGACAGGAGAUGCCCACCCCCGCGUGUGGGCUGGUGGUUACUUGCAAGGCCCAGGAGCAGAGCCCGAGCCUCUGACUCGGAGUCCAGUGCCCUGGCAUGUCUCAGUCUGACCUGACAACGUCACAGAGGCCGUUUGGCAUCUGACCAGAAAAGGCCCAGUUGAGGCAAGAAGGUGGGGAGGGGAUUGGGGGGCGGGGGGUCAGAGCCCUGGGUUCGAGCCCCAGGUCUGGCCAGGCACGGCUUUCCCUCUCUGGGCCUCAGUCUCCUCACUGGUCAGAGGAGUGAUUGAACCGGCUCGGCUCUGAGGUCCCCUCAGCUCCGCACUUCAGAUGCUUCUAUGUGGCCCAGCCCUGUAGGUAACCACGAGGCCCACUGCCUGCUCCGCAGAGCCUUAGAGCCCCGGCUCAGGAUGUUUCUGAGAGUGAAACCAUGACUGUGACCCCAUCCAGACCCCAGCCCUGUCCUGGUCCCCCACCCGUGCCCGGUACUUCCCUUCAGAUCCCAGUUCUAGGAGAGAAGAGUCCUGAAUGCCACUGUACUACCCGUGGGCCUGCCUGUCACGACGCCUGGGCUUCACAGGAGCCUUAGCUGCCCGUGAUGGUCACUAACCAACAAGGUCCCCUCCUUGCAGGGCCCAGGCACCCAAACACAGCCCUUGCCCCUGGGUAAACUUAGUGAGCCCAAGAAUUGUCACCUCUGAUUUUAUCUCCUGCUCUUUCUACAUGGCUGGGCCUCCCUCAGGCUGGAAGGGGAGGAUUCGCUAUUGGGGUGAGGUCACAGCCUCCAGGGCCCCCAGAAUGCCAGAGAGGGACUUGGGGAAAAUCACGCUGAUGCGCUUAGAACUUUCUGCUUUGCACAAGGAAGAAUCACAAAAUGAGCCGACAUGUAUAUUUUCUAUAUAAAUAUAGCUCUAUUUCUCUAUGGUUUUAUAAAACCUUCUGGGCAGUAGAUGUGCUUCUGAACCACAAACACUGAAAUAAAAGAGUUUAUUU